AACUGGCGUCGUGACGUGAGUGCGUUUGGCCAUUGUCGAUGAUGUCAUUCGUCCGCGACACCACUCUUCUAGCAUGUUAUGCUAACCGACAGUGCAGAACGAGUGGAGGGUUUAUUUUCGUAAAAGUGUUUUUGUUUGGGAAGGAGGUAAAAUGUCUUUAUAUGAUGAUUUGGGGGUCGCAACGAGCGACACUAAAACAGAAGGAUGGUCUAAAAACUUUAAACUGCUUCAGUCGCAGCUGAAAGUGAAGAAAGCUGCAUUGACACAAGCAAAGACUCAGAGGACGAGACAGUCGAAUGUUCUAGCUCCGGUUAUUGAUCUGAAGAGAGGAAGUGCUGCAGAUGACAGACAGAUCUCUGAUACACCUCCACACAUCGCUGCAGGGAUGAAGGACCCGGUGUCAGGUGGGUUUUCAUCUGGAGAUGUGCUGAUUCCAUUGGCUGAUGAGUAUGACCCCAUGUUUCCCAACGACUAUGAGAAAGUGGUGAAGAGACACAGAGAGGAACGACAAAGACAGAGAGAACAGGAGCGACAGAAGGAGAUUGAGGAGAGAGAGAAAAAAGAAAGCAUCCCUACAACUUCUGAAAGUGAACAGCAGUGUUUUACUGUAGCGUUACAUAAAAAAAAACGUAAAGAGAGGCAUGAAGGAGGGGGAGCUCCAAGCGGGUUUUCACGUUUCCCGAAUCCCGAAGGCGAAUCGGAUGAAGAGGAGGAGUAUGAGAGAGAAAAGAGGAAGAGGAGUAUGGGCGGAGCUGCCAUCGCCCCUCCGACAUCACUAAUGGAGCGAGACUCAUCAUAUUCAUAUGACGAAGAUGGUCGCCAGAGGUCGAAAGCUGCAAUCCCACCUCCUGUGUUUGAUGACUCAGAUAGACCACGAUCUCCCCCUGGACCAACUAAUUCAUUCCUGGCCAACAUGGGUGGUACUGUGGCUCAUAAAAUCAUGCAGAAGUAUGGUUUCCGGGAAGGACAAGGCUUGGGAAAACAUGAGCAGGGGUUAAGCACAGCACUCUCAGUGGAGAAAACCAGCAAGCGGGGGGGCAAGAUUAUUAUUGGAGACUCCACGGAAAAGACAUCAGCAUCCAGUCAGAAUGUGGCUGAUCCACAUGGCUCUAAUUCAGCGGAUGCCUCAAAGAAAAACGAGACCAACCCUCUUACAGAGAUUCUCAAAUGUCCAACAAAGGUGGUGUUGCUGCGGAACAUGGUUGGAAGGGGAGAGGUGGACGAAGACCUGGAAGCUGAGACUAAAGAAGAGUGUGAGAAAUAUGGCAAAGUCAUCAAGUGUGUCAUCUUUGAGAUCUCAGGUGUGUCUGACGAUGAGGCUGUCCGCAUUUUCCUGGAGUUUGAACGGGUCGAAUCGGCCAUUAAAGCUGUGGUGGAUCUGAAUGGGCGGUACUUUGGAGGUCGAGUGGUGAAGGCCUGUUUUUAUAACUUGGAUAAGUUCCGUGUUUUAGACCUGGGAGAUCAGGUGUGAGUGGGAGAUCCAGACCUGCUCAAGGAAAGAGUAAACACCAGGAAGUAAUUUGUCUGUCUGUAUAUAGCAUGAGUAAUUUUAUACACCCUUGUAAAACAUUAGCUUAUGUUCCCCUUCCCGCAGUAUGUUUUGUAAUGAGGAUCUAAUUUGCUCUUUUGUCAAUUGCUUCUAGUCUCUCUCUCACGUCACAGUUAAAAAUAACCUUUUGUCCUUGUGAAUAAGAUGUGAUGUUGAACCCAGAAAUAAAUAAAAAAAUGCUUUUGGGAGAAUAA
Ctenopharyngodon idella (grass carp) is the source of this 1743-nucleotide messenger RNA. It is a transcript of the gene rbm17, whose product is annotated as RNA binding motif protein 17. The transcript is spliced from 14 exons. Gene Ontology annotation, cellular component: precatalytic spliceosome. The record is from RefSeq and is a predicted model, not a curated record. Gene Ontology annotation, biological process: mRNA cis splicing, via spliceosome; alternative mRNA splicing, via spliceosome. Lineage: Eukaryota; Metazoa; Chordata; Actinopteri; Cypriniformes; Xenocyprididae. Bases 152 to 1471 code for a protein of 439 amino acids. Gene Ontology annotation, molecular function: RNA binding.